AUGGAUGGGUUUGUCGGGGAACUGCUUGGUGAAGACAGUUCUGUGGUGGCACGCAUGCAGAAGAAGUUCUGGAAGACCAAGCAGGUGUUAAUCAAAGCCACUGGCAAGAAAGAGGACGAAUAUGUCGUGGCCUCGGACGCCGACCUGGAUGCAAAGCUUGAGUUCUUUCGCUCAGUCCAGUCUACAUGCACAGAGUUGCUCAAGGUGAUUGAGAAGUAUCAGCAUAGGAUCACGCGUCUGUCCCAAGAGGAAAACGAGCUCGGCCUGUUUCUGCGCUUCCAAGCCGAGCGUGACCGCACCAAGGCUGGUAACAUGAUGGAUGCAACCAGCAAGGCCCUGUGCACCUCUGCCAAGAAGAGAAUGGCGCUUUGUGCACCGCUAAAACGUUUGCACCAGGAAGUCGAGACGUUUAGACGGCGUGCCAUUGCAGACACGCUCUUGACAGUCGGCCGCAUGGAGAAAGCUCGCACGGAAUACAGAGGCGCUUUGCUGUGGAUGAAAGACAUCUCUCAAGAACUCGAUCCAGACACUUAUAAACAGCUGGAAAAGUUCCGUAAGGUUCAAGGCCAGGUGAGGUCAACUAAGAGCCAGUUUGAGAAACUCAAGAAUGAUGUGUGCCAGAAGGUAGACAUGCUUGGUGCCAGCCGCUGCAAUAUGCUGUCACAUUCACUUUGCAACUACCAGACAACUCUGCUUCAAUUCUGGGAAAAGACAGCCCAAGCCUUGUCUGGCAUCCAUGAUGCUUUCCAGGGACAUGUACCUUACCAGUUCACCACAAUCAAGGAUCUACGGGACCCACUGGACCAAAUAGGUGCUGUGCAUCAAGGAGAGGAAGAGGAGAAAGUACUACAGGGAAACACUGACAGUUUAGUGUGCUUGGAUGACGAAGCAUCAGGAAGUGCUGCUGACACAGGUGUUUUGUUGGACCCCACCGGCAUCGAGUCGAGAGCCGAUGAUGACGACGGUGAACAAGGUGACAUGGCUUUUCUCAAAGACCUGCUUAGCCCUAGUCCGGGGACGACCGACGACUUCAGCAAAGAGUGGCAGGAUGCAUUCGGGCUCUUCGACGCACCUGUCGAGGGGCCACCACCACUGCCACAAGGCCAUUCUGCCCCACCACCGCAGGCUAUGUCCCCAAACCCUACUGGUUUUCUGCCUUCCCAGCUACUGGAUCAGAGUCUGAGUUCCACAGGCUGGUCUACCCCACCCAUGUUCCACGUCCCGCCCCUUCAGCCUCCUCCUGCACACAACCAACCAGCUACACCGGCGCCAGCUUCUUCAGCUAAUGCUACUGCAGGUGGAUCCCGAGAUAUGUCGGCUUGGUUCAAUCUGUUCGCCGACCUGGACCCGCUCUCCAAUCCUGACGCAAUUGGACGUUCGGCAGACGAGCUCCUUAACGCCUGA
Messenger RNA from Nerophis lumbriciformis (worm pipefish), 1404 nucleotides. Lineage: Eukaryota; Metazoa; Chordata; Actinopteri; Syngnathiformes; Syngnathidae. The record is from RefSeq and is a predicted model, not a curated record.